Hirsutella rhossiliensis is the source of this 4110-nucleotide messenger RNA. RefSeq lists its product as uncharacterized. The transcript has 4 exons. Gene Ontology annotation, molecular function: structural constituent of nuclear pore; protein binding. The record is from RefSeq and is a predicted model, not a curated record. The coding region runs from base 1 to 4110 and encodes 1369 amino acids. Gene Ontology annotation, biological process: transcription-dependent tethering of RNA polymerase II gene DNA at nuclear periphery; protein import into nucleus; poly(A)+ mRNA export from nucleus. Lineage: Eukaryota; Fungi; Ascomycota; Sordariomycetes; Hypocreales; Ophiocordycipitaceae. Gene Ontology annotation, cellular component: nuclear pore outer ring.
AUGUUUUCUCCAUCCGCUGCCGACGGAGGCCCGGCCACGGCCACUCGAUCGCGCCGCCGCCAGCGUCCCAAGAGCUCGGAAAGCCUCGUCCAGCAGCCAAAGGCCAAGCGACAGCGCCUCCCGCUGACGGAGCAAACUUUUGCCAAUCCAGAGCCCCAAUCCGACAUGACGGAGCUCAAGACGGACAAGGUUGCAACCCUCGAUUCCAAGCACGCUGCGACCAUCGACACUCCUCGCAGGGAACUUGUCGUGCGCGCCAAAAAGUCCAAGCACGGUGACCGAGCUGCAAACAAAGGCGACGGCAGUCUUGUCCUGACAAGCACAAACGCCUUCACCGUCUCCAAGCUGCCUGCUUUGCCAGAUAGAAUCAGGUCGGAUUGGUCGGGAAAUCAACACGCCGAAAUCUUCUCGUCGACCGGUUACGCCUUGACUCUGACACCGGCGCAUGCCAUCGUCUGGCCGUACAACGCGACUUCACAAUCGCCCGAAACAUUCACCUUCACGUUGCCUUCGGCAUCCAAACCGAGCGACCCUCUCCCGGUGGGAUGCCUCGUCUCCCCUCCUGCAUCCUCGACCGAGCCUGGUCUCGUCGUCGUCAUGUCCGGCAGCGGCAAAGUUGUCUACUGGGAGUCGAUAUCCAGCGCGGCCACUUUUGCCUUCAUCAAGAAGGAUCGAUCCGGCGUCGAGCACCUGAUAUCCGGCAUGUCUUCGGGGGAAAAGGUCAUUGCCAUCACCAAUGCAGAGUCGGCAGGCUUUAUCUUGACUUUCAGCACCGGACGAUUGGCAUACAUGAGUGCGAGGGAUGGCCAUGGCCGGCCCGCCGUUUCGGUUCAGUUCUUGCGGACUGGUCUCGUCUCCUCGGGAAGUGGCAUAUUUGGGAGCAUUCGCCAUGCCUUUUCGCACUUGUCCCUGCGAGGCGACGUUGCAGCCGUCCGCGCCGAUCGAUCAGCCCGCGUCGGCGAGCGGAGCAUUGUUGCGCUCACGAGUAGAGGCAAGCUGCAAUCUUGGGUAGUGCACCGUGGCGGCCAUCAUGAGCCCACUGGCGAGGCCGAUAUUCGAGAGCGCCUGGUCGCAGCUCUUCAGGAAACGGACCGCGCGAGCCAGGGGUUCCCGGGCGACUCUUUUGAAGCCCUCGACUUCACCUUCGUCCCCAAAGGCCUGGAACGCAAGUAUCUGGCCCUGAGUAGGCUAAGCGACGCCAUGGCAUCCGACAGCCCCAACGUGCAGCAUCUACUGCUGCUCGUUAGCCUGUCCCGGAGGAGUGUUUCCCGGUAUGCGUUGGUUGAGGUGAUCCUGACCCCCGACGAUUGUCAAAUCGGCAUGAUUCGACCCAUCACUUCCUACUCGACACCCUCGGCACAGGCGGAACCUACGCAAAGCUUGAGACCACGCAUCUACCUGCCGCGCCCGGCCCUCGUGGCCUUUGUCGUCCUCGAUCAUGCCGCGAUAAUCGCAUCUGUGGCAACUCCGCCAGAGUCUCCCGAGUCGCAGCUUCAGUCGGACAGCCACAUCCUGCCGGCCUCCUUUGAGGACGUGGUUGAUUUCCGAGAAGACAAUGUCCACGAAAUCGUCGGCUCUGGCUUUGAGGAGACCCCAGCGAUACCCUACGGACACGAAGAAAACCGAGCGGUUCGGCACAAGACCAAGAACCCGGCUGUGGUGCUCGUGGUUCGCGGCGCGGGCGUCGUGCGGAUUGUGACGACCGACGUGGACAAAUUUGCCAGCGAUCAGCCUCCUCAAGUGUCUGCUAAGAGCAAACUGGAGCAGGCCGUCUUCUUUGGCACCAAAAAAGACAACCCGCUUGUGUUCGACGGCCGACAAGACUUCGAAUUCACCAGCGAUGAGAUAGCCAAGGCGGCGCUUGAAGUCAGUCACGAAAUUCUAUGUUCGUCUUCGUCCUACAUAUCCACACUGCCGGCGUCCCUGGAAGAGAAUCUCCGUGCUCGAUCGAGCGCACUGGAGAGACUCAUGUUGCACCUCAAGGCCAUUGGGGCGGAUCUGGAUCGAAACACCCGCUGGAAGCUCCUGUUCAACGCGGAGAAGAUGCACGUUGCCAUUCUGCUGUGGAGACGGCACGAAGCCUUCACGGCGACCCGACCUGCGGAUGACAAAAAGAGUCUGGUUGGCUCUAUCAUCGAAUUCAUCCAGGAGGGCCAUCACCGCCAUCCCAACACAAGCAUUGGCGAGGUGGACGCAGUGCGACAUUGGUUUACCAACGACGUAUAUCGCCUCGAGCUCUUUGUAGCCUGGGCGUACGAGGUUAUCAAGGUCUCGUAUAAAGACAAGCUUCUGGACGAUGCUCGCAUGACGAUUGCGCUGCACGAGGCAAUGCACGUCAACAUCAUCACCCACACGGGAGCACACGAAUUCCGAAAGAAUAACCUGGCCCUGUACGGCCUCGGCCAAGAGCAGCUGCGGAUGGGCAUCCUGCGCGACGGAUAUGAAGGCCUUCCAGAGCCUUGGACCGGCUGUCUCUACAUCGCCAACAACGCCAAGCGUCUCGCCGAUCUCUGCGAUCAGUGGUUUAACAAAUACGAGCAGCUACGAAAAUCAGACCCCGGCCUCAUGACGAGGAUCUACGACGACCUGCCGGCGCUGAUUGAUAGCAUGCUCAUGGCAGUGUUGGAGUACGCUCGCUGGGGAACGGCAAACUCGGAGCGCAAGGCGCUGGCGCAGGAGUACGUCAAGACGUACGACGCGGAGCGACAUGCCAGGCCCGUGGCCUUGGCCCACCUUGGCAGGUGGGAGCAGGGCGCCAAGAUUGCCGAGAAGCACGGCUGUCUCAGCGCUCUAGCGGUCAUCCUGCUCGAACAUGUCGAUAUGCUGGAGCAGCGAAUGGACGAGCCGGACGUGUCCGAAGCGGAGCUGACGAGCUUGAAAAAUCUGCGCCAGACAAAGAAGACGCAACUGGAGGAUUCUUUUGGGAAAUACGGCGAGCCGUUUGCAUUCCCCGUCUACGACUGCCUUCUCACGAAACACGGCGUGGCGGCUGUGUUGGAUUUUGAGCUGGACACGCUGGGGUUCAAAACUCGAUUUCUUCGAAGCCGGCCAAGCCUUGCUCGCAUAUCAUGGAUCAACGACAUACAGCAGGAGAAGGACUUUAGUCACGCGUCCAGCACCCUUGUGACUUUGGCACUGUCAAGCGAAAAUCAAGUCUGGAAGAAGAAGAUUGAACUGAGUCUGGGCAAGCUCGCGAUCUUGGCCGACGCUGAGGGUCAGCCUCAACCGCAACACUCCUUCACGGUGAGAUCCGACGAGGUUCACAGUGACAGGAGGCUCGAGCAGGUCGACAAGGAGUUGAUCGUUGUCCGAAUCCAAGACCACCUGUACAGCCAGGUGUUCCCGAGCACGUAUGAUGCCGUCGACAGCGCCGCUGCUCUCAACUUCGCCCUCGAAGCUCACAGCACCAAUAUUCCUCGGCGGCAGAAGGCACUGCUCCAGCUCUUCACCGAUGGCAUGACGAAGCUGCUGGACCAUCAGGCUCUCGACCCAAUGUACCUCAUUGAUCUGCUGACCCUGGUUGCCCUGGGCCCUGAGUCGAGGGAGGAGAUUGCACAUCCAUUCUGGAUGGCGUUGAAGGUCGCGGAGACUGCCUGCCACGCUGACGAAGCCAAAAACGCCAAGAAGCUGAUUUGGAGACGACUGUUCAUCCGGGAUGACUGGGCCAAGAUCAACGACACGCAGCUCAAAGAUGAUGUCGAGGUUGUGAAUCGCGUCGCGGACACUGAACUGUUUGCCAUGUUUACGGACUGCAUUCGGUUUCAGAACCCACAGAUGCCAUUCCAAUAUAUGGUGCCCCAGGAGAGCCUGGGUGUCUUUACCGAGACUCUCGACCGCCGAUUCCAGAACUUUUCCGAGAGCGAGCAGGCCAAGCUGGUCGAGGCAAUGCGGUGGGAGGAUAAGGUCCUCACCCAGUACAUUGAGAAGAACCGGCUGGGCAACUGGGUGCGGUCGGCCUACGAAACGGCCCAGACAGAGCUUGAGGGCAUCGCGGAAGACGCUGUCCGCGCCGGCGGCUCUGCGGUCGACGCGCGCGAGCGUAUCCCGCUGUUUGGCCGCAGACGCAGUUCUGCGGCGGGCCAUGCCGCCCCCCAGUUGGGCUCGGCGUAA